AUGACUAAUAUGUCCUCAGGAUCAAAGCGUUCAUGGGAAGGCAGGGAUUCCAGCUAUCGGGAGCAUAAAAAACCAAGAGAAGAUACAAGAGAUUGGAGGGAUGUCCACUUAAAGACCUCGACUGGGCACUCUGCGUCCAACGGUAGUGGCCGCAGAGGUAGCAAUGGGCAUCGCCGACGAGAUACUGAUCAUAGUCGACGAAGUUCUAGUCGACACGACGGCAGGGAUCGCAGUCACCGUAGAGAGGACCAGCGACAUGAUAAUUCACCUCCACAAUAUCGAUCCCGCUCACCAAGAAGCAAUGUAAAUGAGAGGCAUGAGAGCAAUGAGCUGGAGGAAGGCGAGAUCUCACUGCGUCACAGCCCUCCUACCGUUCCAGGCCCAGUUCCAGUCUCUUCACCAGUUCCAGCCCCGUCUUCUGAGCCUUUGCAGGACAUGCAACUAGAUAUACCAGUCCUCACGGAAACCGUCUACGAUCCUGACGCGGCUCGAAAGGCUCGUCUAGCCAAGUGGGACGCAAUCCGUGCACGUUCAAGCGUGAACACGAGUGUCAAUGGUACUCCUGCGCCGGAGAUUAGUAGUGCGGUCCAACCGCCUCUUUCUUCAACCGUUUCUGAUCAUAUAACGAGCAGUUUUAGCCAUGUGCCCUUGCAUUGUAACGGCGCCAAGGCGGAUAACAAGCGCACGUCUCUGUCGCCAUCGCCGACUCCGGGCCAUGAUUUCGAGCUCGCUAAGGAUGAUGAAGCGGAAUCGUCACAGCGCAAGACACAAGCCGAGAAUUCCACACUAGAUGGCGCGGUACAGGUUUCUGCGGGUGAUUAUGAUCCCAGUCUAGAUCGUAGAGAAGACGAGCAAAGGCGUGUGUUUGGUCCUGCUCCAAUCGAAGCUGAAGUUAUGGAGGUUGAGGAGGACGAUGACGAAGAAGAUGAAGACGAAGAUGUCGAUGAUAUGUUUGCUGUCGCUACGGCCGAGAAAAAGUCCGAAAAAGUCAAGAAAGUCAAGAAGAUGAAUCUCACAGUGCCGGCGUUAAUAACGACUACUCUGGAUUCUGCAGCCGACUCAGAAGGUUAUUAUUCUGUCAUCCUUGCUGAACAGCUUGACGGGGGACGGUAUCAAGUAUUCUCUUCUCUUGGUAAAGGAAUGUUUGCCAACGUCGUUCGUGCGCGAAUACUACAGGGUGGCGGAGAUGCUGCUGGAAGAGAGGUCGCAAUCAAGAUUGUUCGAUGUCAGGAAUCCAUGUAUAAGGCUGGUCUCAAGGAAGUUCAAAUUCUCAACAAACUUAUGCAAGCCGAUCCUGACGACAAGAAACAUAUCGUCAGACUAGAACGAACAUUUGAACACCGAGGACAUCUCUGUCUCGUUUUCGAAAGCCUGAGUAUGAAUCUACGCGAAGUUGUCAAACGAUUUGGCAAGGACGUGGGUCUAAAUAUACGGGCUGUUCGGGCGUAUGCCCAUCAAUUAUUCUUAGCACUUGCUUUAUUGAAGAAGGUGGGCGUAAUGCAUGCUGAUAUCAAACCGGACAAUAUUCUAGUGAAUGAAGCGAAAACUGUUCUGAAACUCUGCGACCUUGGGUCUGCGUCUGAUGCCUCCGAGAACGAGAUUACUCCUUAUCUCGUUAGCCGAUUCUACCGUGCUCCGGAAAUCAUACUCGGGAUUCCCUAUGAUCCGGCUCUUGAUAUCUGGUCCAUGGGCUGCACGCUUUAUGAACUAUACACGGGCAAAAUUCUUUUCCCCGGAAGAUCAAAUAAUCAGAUGCUGCUUCUUAUGAUGGAACUGAAGGGUCGAUUUAACAGCAAGAUGAUAAAGAAGGCGAAGUUCGGUGAUGUUUAUUUCGAUGACAUGGGAGGCUUUGAGAGUCUUGAGCGUGACCGAAUUUUAGGAACGGAUGUUGUGCGCAAAGUCCACAUUUCAAAACCCACGCGCGAUCUUCGCGCCCGUCUCAUGCCGCCAGCAUCGGUCAAAAUGAAGGAUGACGAGAGCAAGCUACUUGUGUCUUUCAUUGAUCUUCUUGACAAGUGUUUAGUAUUGGAUCCUUCGCGGAGGAUCACCCCUCGAGAAGCUUUAACCCACCCAUUCAUCCGAGGAUAG
Guyanagaster necrorhizus is the source of this 2088-nucleotide messenger RNA. Its product is annotated as kinase-like protein. Gene Ontology annotation, biological process: peptidyl-serine phosphorylation; mRNA cis splicing, via spliceosome; peptidyl-threonine phosphorylation. The transcript has 9 exons. Lineage: Eukaryota; Fungi; Basidiomycota; Agaricomycetes; Agaricales; Physalacriaceae. Gene Ontology annotation, molecular function: protein serine/threonine kinase activity; ATP binding. The record is from RefSeq and is a predicted model, not a curated record. The coding region runs from base 1 to 2088 and encodes 695 amino acids.